Molecule: messenger RNA, 1398 nt
Organism: Penicillium chermesinum
Lineage: Eukaryota; Fungi; Ascomycota; Eurotiomycetes; Eurotiales; Aspergillaceae
Product: glycoside hydrolase family 76 protein
Exons: 3
Coding region: 1-1398 (465 amino acids)
Biological process (GO): carbohydrate catabolic process; fungal-type cell wall biogenesis
Molecular function (GO): mannan endo-1,6-alpha-mannosidase activity
Source: RefSeq, a predicted model, not a curated record
AUGCGGGCUGAUAGGGUGCAUUCAUUAUGCGCUAUUCUAUUCUCCAGUCUUUCCUUUGUGCAUCCAGCCCUGGGAAUUGAUCUCACUAUUGACGAUGAACAAUCGGUAAAAGAUGCCUCUUCCGAAGCCAUCUGGGGCGCCAUGACAUUUUAUCAUGGCAACGAAUCCGGCCAAAUCCCGGGCGCCCUCCCUGAAAAAUGGUGGGAGGGCUCAGCCCUCCUCCUCGCAGCCUUGAACUACUGGCACUUCACCGGCGACGACACAUACAACGAAGAUGUAAGCGUGGGACUACAAUGGCAAGGCGGUGACCACGGAGACUACAUGCCUUCGAACUACAGCAGUUACCUUGGAAAUGACGACCAGAUGUUCUGGGGCCUGUCCGCGCUGACGGCCGCCGAGUACGGUUUCCCGGAUCGAAAGGAGGGGUUCUCGUGGCUUUCACUUGCGCAGGGAACCUUCAAUACUAUGAAGGCUAGAUGGGACAACGAGUCGUGUGGUGGUGGUAUGCGCUGGCAGUUGUUCGUGUACCAGGGCUCAGGGUAUACAUUGAAGAAUGCGAUCUCGAACGGCGGGUUCUUCCAGCUUGCGGCGCGGCUCGCGAUGUACACGCAGAAGAGCGAGUAUGCGGAUUGGGCGAGGAAGACGUGGGAGUGGUGUCUAACCACGCCGAUGAUCAACAAUAAAACAUGGACGAUCAACGACUCGACACAGGGAUCUAACAAUUGUGCCGAUACAGACCAUAUGCAGUGGUCGUAUAAUUACGGCGUUUUCCUCGCGGGUGCUGCGUACAUGUAUACUUUUUAUACUUACCCAAAAAAGACAAACGAUUCGUACUGGCUGGAAGUAGUCCACGGCAUCCUCGGCUCGAUAUUCAAGAUCUUCUUCCCAAAAGGCAUCAUGUACGAUCCUGACUGCGAAAUCGCCCAAAACUGCAACAACAACGAAGUCCUUUUCAAAGGCGAAGUCGUCACCUGGAUGGCCUUAACGGCUCUUAUGAUCCCGGAUCUCUACGACGAAAUCAUGCCGAAACUGAAGAACUCCGCCGUCGGCGCCGCCGCUUCCUGCAGCGGCUUGGGGAACAACAGCUGCGGAGUGCGCUGGUACCAGUCGAAGUUUGACGGGCACCACUCGAUGGAGGCGGAAAUCAGCUCGAGCUGUGUGUUGAGCGUGAAUAUGCUGCCGUUCGUGGACCGCGACAAGAAGAAACCUUUGAAUAUUCACAAGGGAGGUAAUUCCAAGUCGGACCCGAAUGCUGGCAAUUUGAAGGAUAACGAUGAUGCCGCCGCUGCUGCCUUGUCCCCUAUUACCACGGGCGAUAAGGCUGGAGCAGCGAUCUUGACAGUGGCUUUUAUCGGUGGCUGGCUCGGUUUGGCGGCUUUCAUGUUCAUUGGAGCAUAG